This is a messenger RNA of Ricinus communis (castor bean), 1261 nucleotides long. Its product is annotated as zinc finger A20 and AN1 domain-containing stress-associated protein 4. Lineage: Eukaryota; Viridiplantae; Streptophyta; Magnoliopsida; Malpighiales; Euphorbiaceae. Gene Ontology annotation, molecular function: DNA binding; zinc ion binding. The transcript has a single exon. Bases 246 to 746 code for a protein of 166 amino acids. The record is from RefSeq and is a predicted model, not a curated record.
UGUUUGUUUCUUCUGAUUUUAAUUUUUUUUGAAUCAAUUUAUUCUCUCUCUCUCUCUCUCUCUCUUAAUAAUCCUUCUUCUGUCUAAUAAUUGUUCCUCGUUUAAGAAUUCUUCUCCUUUCUCCUUCUCCUCCUCCUCCUGCUUAUCCAUUUUCCACUUCUUCGAAAUUUUCGAUUCCGUUCGAUUGCUUAUAAACACAAGAGGAAAAGAAAAAGAUAGAAAUUUUGAGAUCCAACCAAGAUUUGAUGGCGGAAGAGCACAGAUGCGAAGCUCCAGAAGGUCACAGACCCUGCGUGAACAACUGUGGGUUUUUCGGCAGCGCUGCCACUAUGAAUCUUUGCUCUAAAUGUUACAGAGACUAUUGCCUUAAAGAACAGCAUCAACAUCAGCAAGAAGCCUCGAUUAAAGCUUCUCUUUCCGUCCCGUCGCCGUCGUCCGCGGCGGCGAUUGUCGAUAAUUCUCAGCCUGCGCCGUCGCCGGAUGAUGUGCUACGGAGUCCUGAGGCGGUGGAAGAGGAGGUGAAGGUGGUGGUUACGGCGAUCGAGCAAAAGCAGCCGAAUCGGUGCUUUGUGUGCAGGAAACGGGUCGGGCUGACCGGUUUUAGAUGUCGGUGCGAGAGUAUGUUUUGUGGGGCCCAUAGGUACCCGGAGAAACAUAACUGUACUUUUGAUUUUAAGAAGAUUGGUAGAGAGGAGAUCGCCAGAGCUAAUCCUCUUGUUGUAGCUCAGAAGCUUCACAAGAUUUAAUCUCGACAGUUUGAUCUCACGACUUUCAGCCACAAUAUUUUAAAGACUUUCCAACGAAAAUAUUUUAAAAGAUCGGGUCUUGCAUAUCGGAUCAACAAGAGCAGCAACCACUACCGUCGAUCAUAAAAGUCAAAUCAUCAACGGCCUGAUGGACGGACCUGAUCUGGCCGUACAAUUUACGCCUGUCUUUGGAUGAUCUUUUAUGUGUCAUGCUUUUCUUAAUAUAUUAUUGUUACUAUUAUUGUUAUAAAUAUUAUAAAUAUUAUAAAUUUCUCUCAAAAAUAAGUUCCAAUUAUAUGUAAAUUUGGUUGUGAAGAUUGAAAAAAAAAAAAAAAAAACAGAAAACAACAAAAAGAUUGGGGUCGGUUUGAUCAAAAUUGUUUAUUUCCUGUAUGGGUUUUUGGGUGUUUUGAAUUAUUGGUAUGUGUAAGUGCUCUGCCAAUCAUAGCAGGCCAUGUUCUCUCUUCUCUUUCUUUAAUGGUGUGCUAUUGAAGAUGUUCUCAAGUUCGAUGGAA